GAUCCAGUGGCACCGUGCCACCCUGAACCCGUUCCCGAUCGGCUUGGCACCUGCAUCUAGGCCAACAUAUCAUUCACGAUUCACAAACAGACCAAACUCUGGAGUCUUGACUGACAAAGGCUUGCUCAUUUAUUCGCCAACUUCUACACUCCCAACACACACAUCCAGCGGUGUCUUACCCUUCUCAAACCAGCUCAGCAUACACAAGAAGAACCAUGUCAGAAAACUUCGUUGCCCCAGGCCAACAGCGCUAUCUCCGCGCCUGCAUGGUGUGCUCCAUAGUCAUGACCUACGCUCGCUUCCGGGACGAGGGCUGCCCGAACUGCGAGGAGUUCCUGCACCUCCAGGGCUCGCCGGACCAGAUCGACAGCUGCACGUCCCAAGUCUUUGAAGGGCUCAUCACCAUCGCCGACCCGAGCAAGUCGUGGGUGGCAAAGUGGCAGCGGCUCGACGGCUACGUGCGGGGCGUCUAUGCCACAAAGGUCUCGGGCCAGCUACCCGACGACGUGCGGACCACGCUCGAGGAGGAGUACAGGAUCCAGUAUAUCCCGUAAAUCUACCCUUUACUCUGCCCUAACAUGAUUUGGCCGUCCGUUUUUACGCUGACUGGCUACUACAAGACGUGAUGGCAGCGCGACCGAGGCGGAUUAGUGGUUGUUUAGACAGGG
This is a messenger RNA of Canariomyces notabilis, 668 nucleotides long. RefSeq names its product transcription initiation Spt4. Gene Ontology annotation, biological process: transcription elongation-coupled chromatin remodeling; regulation of transcription elongation by RNA polymerase II. The transcript has 3 exons. Gene Ontology annotation, molecular function: zinc ion binding; RNA polymerase II complex binding. Gene Ontology annotation, cellular component: nucleus; DSIF complex. NCBI's taxonomy places the organism in Eukaryota, Fungi, Ascomycota, Sordariomycetes, Sordariales, Chaetomiaceae. The record is from RefSeq and is a predicted model, not a curated record. Bases 216 to 554 code for a protein of 112 amino acids.